CCUCUGUCAUUAAUAAUCUGAUCGGGUUACCAAAAUCAUGGUCGGGAUACCAGACGCCUAUAAAAAAGGAUUACUUUAUAAUUGUAUUAAUGUUUGAUAGAUGGAGUUAUCAUAUUGUACGUUGUGGUUCAUUGAUAUAUUUUAACUUGUUCUUCUUCUACAAAUCAUAUAUAUAUAUAUAUAUAUCCAAUGAAAUUAGUUAUUAUUAAUUACAUGUACAGUCACACAUGCAGUAAUUAAGUGUGGUUGUAAGUUAACAAUUAGGAGUGAUCCAGUUAAAUUAAUUAAGGGGGUUUUGGGCGCCACCGGCGUUUUGGUUUUUCAAGAAUGUUUCACUACGUACACUAGCUAGCUAGAUUUGUUUGUGUGUGUGUUAUUAUAUAUAUAAGCUAGGCCGGUAUACAUAGAGAGAGAUAGAGAGAGAGAGAUCGAGUGAUUCAGUACUACUGAAAAAGAAAACAGCUAGCCUUUCAAUUUAUACGCAUUAAAUUAAGUUAUUAGGACGGAAUUACGAGUAUAUUUAUAUAUAUAUGAGAGUUGAGAGUGAUUGAUUCAAGUAUCUAGGUAAUUAAGAUAGACAAUAAUUAAGCAGCAGGAGUAGUCAUCCAUCGAUCGAUCACUAUGUUUAAUGGAGGAGGAGGAGGUGUCCCAUCAUCAUCAUCAGUUGAUCAUCAUCAGCAGCAGCAACAGCAAUUUCACCAAUUUAUUACUAGUAGUAGUAUAAUAUCAUCAUCAUCAUCAAUAGCAGCUGCUGCGAGAAUCAUCAUCCCAAAUAAUAAUAAUAAUAUGAUGCCCCAAACAAAUUCAUCAAUUGCAAUUCAUCAAUCAAAUUCUUCUUCUACUUGUACUACCUCCUCCUCCCCAGCAAACUUAAAUAGUAGUAGUUGUAAUUUUGUAUCUUUUGAUCAUCCAGUCUUAUUCCCACCUUAUCUGCUUCCUCCUCAGCAUCCACUAAUUCCUACUACUACUACUACUACUAAAGAACAACAACAUCAAGACCUUUUUCAUCAUCAUCACCCCCCCGCCUCUAAUCAAUUGAUUCUAAGACCACCACCGACACAUCACCAUCAGUACAAUAAUAAUGAUGAUGAAAUUAGGAAUAAUAAUGGUGAUCAUCAUGAUAUGAUCAUCAAGGAGCAUCAUCAGCUGGAGGCGGAUGAAGAUUCAUGGUCGAAUGAUGAAGUCAUACAACUUUUCAAGAUCAAAUCAACUACUACUACUACUGCUACUGAUCAUCAUCAAAGUAGCCCUACUUGCAGCUGGUUUAGGCCGCCGCACCCGGAUGAUCAUUUACACACAUGGGACCAUGUUUCCAGGAAGCUAGCCGAGAUGGGGUAUAAAAAAAGUGCAGAAAAAUGCAAAGACAAGUUUGAAGAAGAAACUUGCAGGAGUUUUGGUGGUGGGUACAACAAAAACACCACCAGCAGCAGCAGCAGCUAUUUGAUUGCUGAAGAACUUGAUGAACAUCUCUACAGUAAUAAUAAUGAUACUCACGGCCAAAACUCUCACCCCCCUGUCCCCCCCAUUCAUAAAUCACCUGAUCAUAAUGUCAUUGACCACGAACAAGUGCCACAAGUAGAUGAUGAAAAGGAGGGAGAAGGUGGAAAUCUUGAAGCCCAGGGGCAAAAAGAUCAUUUUGACAAGGACCCACCUGCUGAGAUAAGGGUUGAAACAACUCAAGAUGAUGAUGAUGAUGAAGUGGCAAAAAAGAGCAAGAAGAGGAAGAGAAAGCACAAGAAGUUCAAGAUGGUCAAAGGGUUGUGCGUCGAGUUGGUAAAUAGAAUGAUGGUCCAUCAGGAAGAAAUGCACAGAAAGUUACUCCAAGACAUGGCGAUUUGGGAUGAAGAGAAGAUCAAGAGGGAAGAAGCCUGGAGGAAUGAAGAAUUGGACAGGCUUCAGAGGGAAAUUCAAAUCCGGGAACAGGAACAUGAGAUGGCAAUAAAUAGGCAAUCUACCAUCACAGAGUUCCUCAACAAGAUCACAUCUUUUGACCAAAUCCCUUCUGAUAUAAACUUACAAGACCUUUAUAAUAUUGCAACCAACAUCGAGAGGCCAAUACGUUUGAGCGGAACUACCAAAACAUCUUCUGCGGAGAAGUUCACUGGAAACCGUAAUCAGGAUCAUCAGAAAGAUGACCUGGGGAAGAGAUGGCCCCGAGAUGAAGUUUUGGCAUUAAUAAACAUGAGGAGCAAGGUGAACAGUGGUAAUAGCGAGGAACAUCAGGGCAAUGACAAAGGCGGAGGUUCGUUAUGGGAGAGGAUUUCACAAGGGAUGUCAGAGGUUGGAUACCAAAGAAGUGCAAAGAGGUGUAAAGAGAAGUGGGAGAAUAUAAACAAGUAUUUUAGGAAAACAAAAGAUGCAAACAGGAAGAGGUCGUUGGAUUCAAGAACCUGUCCGUAUUACCAUGAGUUAAACAAACUGUACAACCAAGAGAAGUUAGUGUCAGAUGAGCCAGAAAAUUGCCAUAGACCCACUACUACACCACUAAACUAAUGGGGCUCACCGACGAUCAACGAAAUAGAGGGUCAACUCUCUGUGCGGUUCAAGGAGAGGGGUAAUGAUUAGACUUUUUUAAUGUUGGUGUGUCUUUUCGCUUUUAUAGAUAAGAGUACAUUUUUGAUGUUUAUCCUGCAUUAUGUUAGCAAAUUUUUGUUUGAAUUAUAUUUUUGUUUGGUUGACAUGAA
Erigeron canadensis is the source of this 2684-nucleotide messenger RNA. Its product is annotated as trihelix transcription factor GTL2-like. The record is from RefSeq and is a predicted model, not a curated record. NCBI's taxonomy places the organism in Eukaryota, Viridiplantae, Streptophyta, Magnoliopsida, Asterales, Asteraceae. Bases 622 to 2493 code for a protein of 623 amino acids. The transcript is spliced from 2 exons.